AUGGACCACCUAAGGUAUAGAAUAGCACAUGGGUAUAAACACACACACACAAACACUUCAUCUGUAUACCACCGUGCGUAUGUUCACAUACUCAUUUAUCACUUUGAGUUCUUUUUGCUCAGAAAGCAUCGGUACAAUGUCUCUUCUGAUGUGUUUGUGAAGUUUAGAGAUAACCAAGGAAACUUUACAAGUAAUGAUGUCAAAUGUCUGUUGGCGCUGUAUGACGCUGCACAUCUCAGAACUUGCAGUGAAGAGAUUCUUGACAAUGCCAUGGCUUUCACCAAGAGCCACCUUCAGUCUAUGAUUAAAACUUUAGACCCAGAGCUGGCAGCAGAGGUGGAAUACACAUUGGAAACACCCAGUUACAGGAGGGUCGAAAGAGUGGAAGCAAGACACUAUAUAACUUGGUAUGAGAAAAAGGUUACACGAAAUGACACCAUACUGGAAUUUGCAAAGCUGGACUAUAACAUUCUGCAACCUCUGUAUUGUGAGGAGUUGAAAGCUCUUACAGUAUGGUGGAAAGAUCUCCAGUCACAAGCGUAUGCGAGAUUUGCUCGGGAUAGAGUGGUGGAGAUGCAUUUUUGGAUGGUUGGAGUUGUUUAUGAGCCUCACCAAUCGCAUGCCCGGAUAAUGUUGGUAAAAUGGUCUAAACUUUUAUCGUUGAUGGACGACUUUUGUGACAACUAUAGCACAACUGAAGAAUAUGAUAUAUUCGUUUCUUCUCUGGAAAGGUGGGAUAAACAAUCCGCUGAGAAAUUGCCUGCAUACAUGAAGGCAUUAUUCAUCUUCAUACUCAACACUAUAAGUGAUAUCAUGGAAGAGUUAAAACUUCAGAAGAACAAGCAUGUUGAAUUUGUAAAGGGACUGUUUAUUGACAUGGCCAAACAUUACGGUGCUGAAAGAAAAUGGUGCGAUGAGCGCUAUGUACCAGCAAAAGUUAAAGAGCACCUACAAAUUUCAGUGGGCAACAGUGCUUGUAUGCAUAUAGUGAACAUAACUUUCAUUUUAAUGGGAGACAUAACUACCAGGGUGGCCAUUGAAUGGGCUCUCUCCUAUCCAGAAAUGAUAAGAGCUGUUUGUAUCGUUGGGCGCAUUAGCAAUGACAUCAUGUCACAUGAGCGAGAACAAGUGUCAAAGUAUGUGGCAUCCACGGUGCAAACUUGCAUGGAGUACGGGAUCACGGUAGAGGAGGCCAAUGAAAAGCUUCGAGAACUAAUUGAUGAAGCAUGGAUGGAAAUUGUUCAGGGAUGCCUAGACAAGACUCAACCCAUGGAGCUUUUGGAGAAGGCAGUCAACGUUGCACGAGUAAUGGAUAACAUGUACAAGUGUGAUGAUGCGUAUACCUACCCAUACAGUGUCAAAGACACCAUAACUUCAAUGUACGUGAACUCCGUGUGAAUCUGUUGAAGAUCCAGCACCAAAUAGGGCUAUAUUUCAGCAGGAUGCAUGCAUGUAUGUAUGUAUGUUGCAAAUACAUAAGUCACGUGUUAAACUUUGCCUCAUUGAUUCUCAAAUAAUAUAUGAGAAGAUGGUGUGGAAGAACAUACUGUCAUAAAUAAAUUUCCAUAUUCUAAAAAUA
Panicum virgatum (switchgrass) is the source of this 1579-nucleotide messenger RNA. RefSeq names its product (E)-beta-caryophyllene synthase-like. Gene Ontology annotation, molecular function: terpene synthase activity; magnesium ion binding. Bases 1 to 1398 code for a protein of 465 amino acids. The record is from RefSeq and is a predicted model, not a curated record. The transcript has 6 exons. Gene Ontology annotation, biological process: diterpenoid biosynthetic process. Lineage: Eukaryota; Viridiplantae; Streptophyta; Magnoliopsida; Poales; Poaceae.